This is a messenger RNA of Amoebophrya sp. A120, 1600 nucleotides long. Lineage: Eukaryota; Dinophyceae; Syndiniales; Amoebophryaceae. The record is from the annotation of a GenBank genome assembly.
GCUCAUAGCAACUGCACCACGCGAAUGAGGAUCAGAAAUGCAAAACUUGGCAGAGUAGAAACUGUCAACAAGCCAUCGCAGGAAAAGGAUCAAAUAAGCAAAAAAUUAUGAAAUCGAUCCCCCGCCUCAAAAAUCGAUCACAGCGCGCUGAAUCCAGAAUGAGUUGAUGCCCGGACUGUAAUCCUUGGCUUUGCCAAAAGAGAGAAAGCGCGUUCCAGAAUUAAGUAUUGCAGCAGUUGUAACUACGAGCAGGCGUGAUCUGCCAUCAUGCUCUUUUUCCUCACCAGUCUUGAAAAGCCUCAUUAAAAUCCUCAGGACAGAAAAGGCAAGCUCAACAUUUUCCGGAGUUGCAGACAGAUGAGUGGCGUUCUGUAGUGGCGUAACUAAUAAGACAUAAGUACUAGAGGACCGGAACCUGCUAGUAAGUUAGUACUUACGUACCGACUGACGUAAGUUGUAUUAAGCUGUAAUUUGCUUGAAUCGCGACCUAGACUUAGAUACGUUUUCGGCAUACCUGUCUCACAGGAAAAAAAAGCGAAAAUGAUCAUUCCAAUCCGGUGUUACACCUGCGGCAAGGUGACGGGAAACCUGUGGGAGAAGUACCUGCAGCACCUGCAAGAGGGUCUUUCAGAGAAAGAUGCCCUGGACGCCUGCGGAUGCAACCGCUACUGCUGCAGACGUACUUUACCGAAUUAUGUUGAAAAACGCAUUUAAUGUUGCUAUUUCCCUGCAUGUAGAAAUCGGUGGGCACGACCACAGUUGGGCUUCAUGUUGAAUAUCAAUAUGCCUUUAUUUCCAAGGAGAUGAACGACUGGAGUGGUUAAACAAAAUCAACGACCAUGAUAAUUUGCAAUGCACAGCACUAUGUUUAUAUAGUUUUGGAUAUCUUCGCCAUGAUGGUGAUGUUUUCAUUGGACCAAAAAAAAUGCACACACAACAACAGGUAUCCUGCUGACGCACGUAGAUCUGAUCGAAAAGCUGCUGAACUACAACAUUCACGAGGUGCGCGGCGAGCAGCAACAAAUUCCCAAUCAGUGAAGACAAAACGCCUCUGGAGCAGGCGUCCAAGAGAAACACUGGCAGGAGCGCCGAGGGGACACGACCAGGUCGUGCAAAAUAUUUGUGGAGAUCCUCCCGACCACGCAGAAGCACGACCUGUACUGUCUGGUCGGGGGCAUGGUCGUUGGAACUACGUAACAAGAAGAUGUUCUGUAGUAAUCCAGAUCCAUGACCAGGACGAGCACAAAUGCCUCGCCGACUGUAUCAGAGCUGCCAAGUUGUAGAAAAAAAACAACCUCCACACACUAUGCACAUUUAACGACACGCGCACGACGGGGAACAUCGAAUAAAAACGCGGAAUUUUUUCUUUCCGUGCACGACGACCGGAUUUUUUGAAAGAGACGGAGCUCUUGGUCAAGAAACAGCACAUGAGGGAUAGUUUUCCUGAGACUCUGACGUUUUACUUGGCGCUUCCAUGAUGUUGGAAAGUGCUUUGAUUUCCACUGCGCCGCAGCACAUAAAAACAUGAAGUGAUGAAAAAAACAAAAGCAUGGUGGUUCUCAGACGGUAGCAGCUUGCCAGUGUUGAGGCAAGAUGGGAA